This is a messenger RNA of Cercospora beticola, 420 nucleotides long. RefSeq names its product zinc finger MYND domain-containing protein. The record is from RefSeq and is a predicted model, not a curated record. Lineage: Eukaryota; Fungi; Ascomycota; Dothideomycetes; Mycosphaerellales; Mycosphaerellaceae.
AUGCGCAAGAUGUUCACCAAAUGCGGUCUGAUGCCAGAUGCGCUCACUCAAAUGGAUGCCGCUCUGAACGGACCUGGCAGCUACAAAGGCGAGCCAUGGUACUUUGAUUCUCCUGGGUUGCUCGAGACGGCCAACAGCCUUUCUGGUGGUGGUGGUAUGAAUGUGCCUGCGCCGCACGGCAUGUUCAAGGGCCCUGACGACAGCCGCCUCGUUGCCAAGAUCGAAGCACGCAUGGCAGCCUACGCGCUUGAGAAGGACAACCAUGAGAUCUGUGGGGCUGCGGAUUGUCAGGCCACCCACAGCAAUGCCGGCAGAGCUUUGUUGGUGUGCUCCAAGUGCAAGGACAGGAAGUACUGCUCGAAGGAUUGCCAGGCCAAGCACUGGAAGUCUCACAAGCUGGUGUGCAUCAAGGCCGCCUAG